Colletotrichum siamense is the source of this 1398-nucleotide messenger RNA. RefSeq names its product Kelch repeat-containing protein. Gene Ontology annotation, molecular function: protein binding. NCBI's taxonomy places the organism in Eukaryota, Fungi, Ascomycota, Sordariomycetes, Glomerellales, Glomerellaceae. The record is from RefSeq and is a predicted model, not a curated record. The transcript is spliced from 3 exons. The coding region runs from base 1 to 1398 and encodes 465 amino acids.
AUGUGGAAAAAUGAGGGUAUGGAUGCGUUCUAUAUCUGGGGAGGACAUCUGCCGUACGGAGGAAAGAUCGAUGGACCAAAAUCAUGGAAAUUUGAGGCGGAUGGCAACGGUGGCGGCCAGUGGGUAACGGAGUCACCAGCGAACCCAUCGUUCUUCGGCGAGCUGAAGAGGUGCGAGGAGGGUGCGUACGCGAGCACAAGCGACGCCGCAUUCUGGUUUGGAGGUAUCGCAUCCGGCUGGACAAAUUCGAAUCCCGCUUCGCAGCCAGUUCCUGGGGUUAUAUCAUACAACAUGACGACCAAGGUUUGGAGCAAUGACACGACGUCAGACUUUUCGGCAUUCUCAGAAUAUGGAACUAUUGUUGGUGGCGGGGCCGUCUACAUCCCAACAUUUGGGAGGAAUGGUAUUAUUGUUGUCAUGGGAGGCGUGACGUUCACCCUUGAGCCGAGUCAAAAGACUUCGCAUGGUUGGAUGGACUUCAGCAACCUAACUUUCUACGACCCUAUCACAAAAAACUGGUACUGGCAGAAGGCAACGGGCACGCCACCAACCGCACGAAGGGGGUUCUGCUAUGUUGGUGCUGAGGGGAAGAACGGAACCUACGAGAUCUUCGUUUUCGGAGGUACCAACACUGAUAGCGGCUCAACGUUCGAUGAUGUCUUCGUUCUUAGUCUCCCGGGUUUCGUGUGGACUCAAGUACCGUACGAAUCCAAGAACACGCGGCGAUAUCAUACUUGCACCGUGGUUGGCCGUCGUCAGAUGCUUUCCGUCGGAGGCACUGACGGGAAGACAGCCUGGUCUGGAGCGGACCCCUGGCCGAACGGCCUCGGGUUGUUCGACAUGACCGACUGGGCAUGGAAGACAGAUUAUGACGCGGAAGCCAAAGACUACGAGACCGCAAACACAAUUCGGGACUGGGGUCUCAGCUCCAUCGUAUGGUCCUCUGAGACAGUACAAAACCUAUUCACUAGCACUGCGACAUCUAAUGGCUCCUCUACCGGAGAUAGGGACAACAAAGCCAGCGACAGUAGUCUCGAUGAAGGAAGCCAGAAAACCCUUUCUACCGCUGUGAUAGCUGGCGCCGUUGUAGGAGCGAUUCUGGGCUGUGCCUUAGUUGCAGCAGCCUUUUGGUUCCUGAGAAAGCGCAAGCGGGACCAAGCGGCAGCCGCUGAAGAGUUCAAAGAUGAGCCCGGCAAUAGAACAUAUUACCAGGCUGUGCCCCCGGGAGAAUUGCAUUCCGAACCGACAAGGACAGAGCUUUAUGGUGGAUCUACGCCGAAGCAUGAGCUCUGGGCGGAGUUGCCGAAGCCAGAGACUGCUGAGAUACAGGCUCAGCAUGUUACAGUCACAGAGUUGGAUGCCCGACCGGAUCACAACGACCAUCUCUUGAGGAGAUGA